Messenger RNA from Aspergillus wentii DTO 134E9, 1287 nucleotides. Its product is annotated as UDP-galactose transporter HUT1. Gene Ontology annotation, biological process: UDP-galactose transmembrane transport. The record is from RefSeq and is a predicted model, not a curated record. The transcript is spliced from 2 exons. NCBI's taxonomy places the organism in Eukaryota, Fungi, Ascomycota, Eurotiomycetes, Eurotiales, Aspergillaceae. Bases 1 to 1287 code for a protein of 428 amino acids. Gene Ontology annotation, molecular function: UDP-glucose transmembrane transporter activity; UDP-galactose transmembrane transporter activity. Gene Ontology annotation, cellular component: Golgi membrane; endoplasmic reticulum membrane.
AUGGCACGGCAGAAACAAGCAGCGCCCCUACAGCGGGUGACUUCGUCUGAAUUGAUGCAUAUGACCUCUGACGAGGUGAAUUCGAAGCAGCAGAAUGGCAUUGCUCAAAAGCCCAUUGCUGCGAGUGGAAGCGCAUCCAAGGGAGAAGCGCACGAUGCCCACGAGACCCCAGGACUCAUGAAGCUUGGAAUCUGUGUACUUGGAAUUUACGCUUCAUUCCUCUCAUGGGGUGUUCUGCAGGAAGCCAUCACCACCGUGUCCUAUCCCGUUCGUGCUGUAACCGAAGCAGAGCCACAGCCUCCAACGGAACGCUUUACCUACUCCCUCGUCUUGAAUACCAUACAGUCCUCUUUUGCUGCCAUCACAGGCUUCACCUAUCUCUUUUUCUCGACUCCAUCAGGCCAGAAAGUCCCUUCCAUUUUCCCCACCAAACAGAUCAUCUUCCCUUUGCUCCUCGUCAGCAUCGCGUCUUCUCUCGCCUCGCCCUUUGGCUACGCCAGUCUUGCGCACAUCGAUUACUUGACCUUUAUCCUCGCCAAGUCAUGCAAGCUUCUCCCGGUUAUGUUCCUCCAGUUGACGAUCUUCCAAAAGAGAUACCCUUUGUAUAAAUAUGGAGUCGUGCUUCUGGUGACCCUCGGAGUCGCUACCUUCACCCUUCACCACCCUGGAACCAGCAAGAAAGUCGCGGCAUCGGCAAAUGCCCAGUCUGGUUCAUCCUCAUGGGGAAUCUUUCUGCUGGCCAUCAACCUCCUCUUGGACGGCCUCACAAACACAACCCAAGACCACGUAUUUAGCUCCCCGCAGCUCUAUACUCGUUUUACCGGCCCGCAGAUGAUGGUGGCUCAAAAUGUCCUGUCGACCCUCUUGACUACUGGCUAUCUCCUUAUCAUGCCCUUUGUGUCUUCCAGCGGCCUGAUCCAUUCUCUGCUGCCCUUCUCGAUCCCACCUUCCACUGAGACGGAGUUGACGUCGGCUAUUGCCUUUCUGUCUCGACACCCAGAGGCAUUGAAGAAUGUUCUUGGGUUCGCUGCCUGUGGCGCCAUUGGCCAGUUGUUCAUCUUCUACACGCUUUCCCACUUCUCGUCGCUUCUUCUGGUAACUGUGACCGUCACACGGAAGAUGCUUACCAUGCUCCUGAGCGUGUUCUGGUUCGGGCAUUCUUUGUCUCUUGGACAGUGGCUCGGUGUCUCCCUUGUGUUCGGUGGCAUUGGCGCCGAGGCCAUUGUGCAGAAACAGGAGAAGAAGGCCAAGGAACGGGCCAAGGCAAUGGCUGGAAAGAAGGAAUAG